Molecule: messenger RNA, 1719 nt
Organism: Eruca vesicaria subsp. sativa (arugula)
Lineage: Eukaryota; Viridiplantae; Streptophyta; Magnoliopsida; Brassicales; Brassicaceae
Source: the annotation of a GenBank genome assembly
AUGAACGGCAAUAGUACAGUUAUCGUAGAGCCUCGGUGUAAAUCCAUAAUAACAAAGUAUGGGAACAUCAGAAUCGAGUUGGAGUCUGCAGUGAGUGGUGUCAAGCUUGCGGAGAAUGUUGCAGAUGUUGUUCAACUGUCCAUCUUUAAUCACAGAUUCAUGGGUAUUGCUGAGCAAAUGGGAAGAACCCUGCAACGUACUUCCAUAUCGACGAAUAUCAAAGAAAGGUUGGAUUUUUCUUGUGCCUUGUUUAGUCCUGAUGGCGGUUUAGUUGCUAACGCGCCGCAUGUUCCAGUUCAUCUCGGUGCCAUGUCGAGUACUGUUCGCUGGCAGCUCAAACACUGGGGUAAAAAUCUGAACGAAGGAGAUGUUUUGGUGACGAAUCAUCCUUGCGCCGGUGGUAGCCAUUUGCCUGAUAUAACCGUUAUCACGCCUGUUUUCGACAACUGCAAGCUUGUGUUCUUUGUGGCAAGCAGAGGUCACCAUGCAGAAGUUGGAGGCAUAACUCCAGGAAGCAUGCCUCCUUUCUCAAAGGCGAUUUGGGAGGAAGGCGCUGCGAUAAAAGCGUUUAAAGUCGUUGAAAAAGGAGUUUUCCAGGACGAGGGAAUCAUCAAACUUCUUCAGUUCCCUUCUUCUGAUGAAACAACAGCUAAUAUUCCUGGAACGAGAAGGAUUCAGGACAAUCUCUCCGAUCUUCAAGCCCAGAUAGCUGCCAACCAGAGAGGAAUUGCUCUUAUUAAAGAGCUGAUUGAGCAAUAUGGCCUUGGAACUGUUCAGGCUUAUAUGAAAUACGUGCAGCUUAAUGCAGAAGAAGCAGUGAGAGAAAUGCUGAAAUCUGUCGCGAUCAAAGUUUCUUCGGAAACUCCUAAUUCAAAAGUUGGUAACUCUGUGACCAUAGAAGAAGAGGAUUAUAUGGAUGACGGAUCCGUGAUUCACUUAAAACUCACAAUCGAUGCUGACAGAGGAGAAGCCUUCUUCGACUUUACAGGCACAAGCCCUGAAGUAUACGGUAAUUGGAACGCACCGGAAGCAGUUACAUCUGCAGCAGUUAUUUACUGCCUCCAUUGUUUGGUUAAUGUCGACAUUCCCCUAAACCAAGGCUGCCUAGCUCCGGUUGAGAUCCGUAUACCGGCUGGUUCGUUUCUGUCGCCAAGCGAGAAAGCAGCUGUUGUUGGAGGAAACGUUCUAACAUCUCAGAGAGUUACAGAUGUUGUACUAACAGCUUUCAAGGCUUGUGCUUGUUCACAAGGGUGUAUGAACAACCUCACAUUUGGAGAUGAUACAUUUGGGUACUACGAGACCAUUGGAGGAGGAUGUGGAGCUGGGCCGACAUGGGACGGGACAAGCGGAAUCCAAUGCCAUAUGACGAACACCCGGAUGACUGAUCCCGAGAUCUUCGAACAGAGGUACCCGGUUAUGUUGCAUAGAUUUGGAUUGAGAGAGAAGAGUGGAGGCAAUGGGUUGCACAAAGGAGGAGAUGGAUUGGUGAGAGAGAUAGAGUUUAGAAAGCCGGUGGUGGUUAGUAUUCUGUCAGAGAGACGAGUUCACUCGCCACGUGGAUUGAACGGUGGCCAAAAUGGAGCUCGUGGAGAGAACUAUCUCAUUACUAAAGACAAACGGAGAAUCUAUCUUGGAGGCAAGAAUACUGUACAUGUGGAAGCCGAUGAAAUCCUACAGAUUCUUACACCGGGCGGUGGCGGAUUUGGCUCAGACGUUUGA